Messenger RNA from Gekko japonicus, 1564 nucleotides. Its product is annotated as arylacetamide deacetylase-like 4. The record is from RefSeq and is a predicted model, not a curated record. Gene Ontology annotation, molecular function: carboxylic ester hydrolase activity. Gene Ontology annotation, cellular component: membrane. NCBI's taxonomy places the organism in Eukaryota, Metazoa, Chordata, Lepidosauria, Squamata, Gekkonidae. The transcript is spliced from 4 exons. The coding region runs from base 132 to 1361 and encodes 409 amino acids.
GCCAAGUCAACUCGAUGGAAUACGGCGCUUCCCCAGGGCAUACGGCUCACUUCAUUAGGAAGCACAUCGGAGCAGGAGAUCAACAACACUUGUAGGCUUAAGCCAACCAGACCACAUCACUUGGAAGGGAAAUGGAGCCAGACUACACUUUGCUUCUGACUAUAUUGCAUUUACUGAUUGCUCCUUUUGCCCUGGUUUUUGUUUGGGCCAUUUACUACGACUUUUCUCGAUCAGAGAUCCCUCCCGGAAUCGACCAGCCUCUCAAGCUCCGGAUCCUUCACUGGCUCUUGAUUGUUUCAGCAGCUCUGGGGAAGAUUCUGGAGAACCUCUCCUUCUGUUCUCAGAUCCGUUUCAUCCGCUUCACCCAAGAAGGCAAAAAACUGGGAGAUGAUCCUAGACUCCUGAUUAAGGAUCUCGUGUUCGAGGACAUCCCGGUCAGGGUUUACCAGCCGAGAGAAUCCAAAUUGGAACGAAGGAGGGGAGUCAUCUUUUUCCACGGAGGAGGCUGGAUGUUUGGAAGUAUCAAUUCCUAUGAUCAUGUUUGCCGGUACAUCGCCAAAGAAAGCGAUUCGGUGCUUGUAUCUGUUGGGUACCAUCUAGCCCCCGAGCAAAAGUAUCCAUCCCAGUUUCACGACUGCCUGACUGCCACUGCACAUUUUUUGAAGAAAGCAGAAGACUACGGGGUGGACCCUGCUCGCAUUAUCGUCAGUGGGGACAGUGUUGGAGGGAAUUUCGCCGCUUCCGUUUGCCAAGCUUUAGUGAGCCGAGCAGAUCUGGUCAAGCCACUCGCUCAGAUUCUGAUCUAUCCCGGUCUUCAAGCGAUAGACUUCAACCUACCUUCUUACCAACAGAACCGAGCGGUCCCCAUCUUGUACCGAGAGCAUGUCAUCUGUUCUGCUCUGCAGUACCUCAACAAGGAUUUGUCUGUGUUAGACAGCGUCAUGCAAGGGUGCCACGUCCCCAGUGACAUCAAAACAAGAUUUGGGAAAUGGAUCAACUCCGAGAACAUCCCGGAAGAAUUUAAGGCCAGGGGAUUCAAGCCGUCGGAGGCCGCAUCCUUCUUGGACAACGUCUACGAGGUUGUGAAGCAAGCUUUGGAGACCACCUUCUCUCCUCUUAUGGCUGAAGAUGCGGUUCUUUCCCAGGUUCCCAAGGCCUGCAUUGUAACUUGUGAAUACGAUGUUCUAAGGGACGACGGGAUUCUUUACAAGAAACGGCUGGAGGAUAACGGGGUGCCUGUCACUUGGUGCCACAUUGAAGAUGGCUUCCAUGGGGUGAUCAACUUUUUCAAUGGGUUUUUGUCAUUCCCGUCUGGUAAAAAGGGAGUUGACAGCAUUGUAACUUUUAUAAGGAGUCUAUAACACAAUUGUUCGAUUAAAUCAAGAUUUGUAUAUCUGGCUGCUUAUGUUUGAUAAAAAUGGUGCGGUUAUAUAGCUUUGGAGGAGGGGAAGCAGCUCAGUCGUAAAGCAGACUUUUGCCCUGUUUGGGGCCCAGGUUCAUCCCCAAACACACUCUGAUGGCAAGGUCAUAUGUGAUGGACUGCCCAUUAGAAACUGAUGCCCGC